AUGGUAUCGCCAAAAAAAUGUACUGGGUUUAGACCGCCCACCAGAAAAAAAAGGAAAAAGAAGUCAUCAUCAUCGUCCGAUGAUAAACCUCUUUCGCGAUGUCUAAAGGUAAAUGAUAACAAUGUGGGUUCAUCUGGAAAAUCGGUGCCGAUCUUUGAGCAUUCGAAUGAGUUAUGCUCGACUGAUCUAUCGAAACUCUGUGGCAACUGCUCGGCUGAUGAAAAAGUUGACGAUGCGUUUGCCCGAAAAGUUGGCGACGUAGCUGUUAGAAAUGCUGUCACAGAAGGUGCUGAAACGAAGAAGCCUUGGUGCCAACUUUUAUCUGAGUUUCCGCAGGGCCCCAUUAAGCGGAAAGUAUAUCAAGGAUUUUUUCAUACUCAAGACUCAAACACAAAUUCGAGAUCUCUGGUUAAAACAGAAACAACGUCAUCCACUGCAACACUGAAUCCAACAGUGGAGAUUUCUGGGCAACAUUUCAUGGCUGGUGCGGGCAAAGACCUUCCCGAACAUGCAAUGAUUUGUGUGAUAAAUCGUGAAGAGGUAGUGCUCUAAUUUGGAUUAGCUUGACUUUCCUCACUAUUUAAUGU
This is a messenger RNA of Solanum verrucosum, 587 nucleotides long. RefSeq lists its product as uncharacterized. The coding region runs from base 1 to 552 and encodes 183 amino acids. NCBI's taxonomy places the organism in Eukaryota, Viridiplantae, Streptophyta, Magnoliopsida, Solanales, Solanaceae. The transcript has 5 exons. The record is from RefSeq and is a predicted model, not a curated record.